CGUAAAUAAACUGGUUGUUGUAAUGGUAUCUUACCACUACUCCACCUAUCACUGGCCUUACCGAAUGCUUUACCACAACCAGGUAUUCCACCAUUAUAUGCUGAAUUUAAAAAAAACAAUUGAAUCUAAAUACGCGACGUGAAUCAGCACAGUUGCUUUCCCAAUAGUGGUUUUUUUCACAAUCGUGUACGACGAUUUUGGCUCUACUGACACGCGAUUUAAUUUUCAUAAAGAAGUGGUUACGACGUGUUCUAGCCAUUCGUUGACCGCCUGUGCUUUUCCAUUUAUAUAAUGAAUGACUGAACACUUAUUGAAUAGGAUCACAUCUGUUUUCUUGUUUUUGUUACGUUUUACUUAGACUUUCCACCGGUUCUUUUACACUCUUGUUUUCGUGUCCUUCAAAUACCACUUCAGUGCAUUAUCCGUUUCUCCGGUCUCUCCAGUGAGCUCAAUUGCUCGUAUCCGUUCAUUCUGCUUCAUUUUCUGCUCGUUAUUCUGUUGUUUAUAUAUACUCUUCGUUUGUAUAUAUCGUCUCCUCUAUUUUACUUCAUCAUGGCUACUCCUAUUAAAGAACAUGUUUAUGUUAUCACAGACUCAGAUCCUCCUGCCCCAGAAUACCAGCAGCCUUCGCAAUUCGAAUUCAUCUCCUCUUCCAUCGAAGUUUAUCCCAAAUCGGUGCAAGAAAAAAGUGGUGAACAGCAAGCUUCAACUUUUGUAUCGAAGGCGUCGGUUACAACGCCAUUGCCUAAAGUAAAAGCUCAUAAGACAAUUGAAAUUGUCGAAGUCACCGACUCCCCCAUCUUAGACUCACAGCAAUCCUCCUUGCGUUCACAACCACCGCCGCCUUCUUUCACUGAGAACGAUGAUUACCUUCCCAGUCCAAAGACGGCCUUUGCACCUCAGGCGAUCUCUGCGCGUGUUCUUGCGUCCGCAUCUCAUCUUCCUUGUCAUGACCAAACAACUCCAAAACACAGCUCACUUCUCACAGAUGAAGGUCCUAUAGUGGUGUCUUCCUCCUCUCCGCUAUUCCUUCCUCCAAGUCCCGUAUCCGUUCCUGCUCCACUUGCCAGUUCCUUAAAUACGUCCACAAAUGAUUUACACAAAAGCGUGCCCGUGCAACAUCCGGUUUCGUCCUCUCCUCCAGAAUUGCCUGUCUUCCGUGUAGAUGAAGAACAGGACCAGGAUACCACUGUACUUAGAGCAAACUCUGUUUCCCCCACACAUGUUGCUUAUCCAAUACCGUUGACAGACUCGUCCAGUCCGCUCUCUAACCGUGUACUUCAGGACAUUCAAAAAAGCAUUCGUGCACCUCAGAGCAUGUUUUCAGUAAAGGAAAAAGAAACCGUACCUGAUCAGAAUUUGGUUACUCAUCCAAAACCUUCAAGGUUAAGGAAAUCUUAUUCAGAAUCUAUAUGCUCUUCUUCGUCAGCUGCAACUGCAAACCUGCAUGUUGCAUCAGACUUUACUCGCUCGCGCUCCCUGCUUGGGGAACAAGAAACAAAUCGACUGCAAAAGCUUAAAAGGAGACAUAAACAACAUACAGCAAGCGAAGAGGUAUGUUCAAAAAACACAACCACCGCGGUCACUCGUACUGUAUCUGGCGUUGCACACAGAGAAAAAGUUCUUCGUUCAUUGGAGAAGAAAAAGGCGAAAGAAGCCAAAGCUGCUGAACGAAAACGUCUGAAAGAUAUGGAGACUUUAAACAAAAAAAAUCGCACUCGAAAGGACUGCCUUCCGGAGAUGAUCUUAAAUGUUUCGGAAGAGUGGAUGCUCACUGAAUUUGGAGAAAAAGUUAUGAAUAACUUACGCGAAGAAGGUUGUACAUUCAAACCAAUUCCUAAUCACCCACUAAGUGCAGUUACUUGGAAACGCCUUGUAUCCAAUACUUACAAUGCUACCAAAGGUUACUUCGAAUAUGACAACGAGCAUGAAGAAGCCGAAAGUCUCAUUCUUUUACGGUUAACCUGUACUGAAGUUGUAAAAAUGAUCUCUGACAACGCACUUGAAGACUACCUUCAUUCCAUUCAGUCUCAAUUUCCUUCCAUGAAAAUACUCCUCUUGUUGGAGGGCUGCAAAACCUACUUCAAAAAACAACGUUCAGAAGUCAACAGACAGUUUGCUGCCGCAGUGAAUAAUGGCACGAAGCCCCUUCUUUUCGGAUCAAUGUCUAAAUACCAACACAUAACAGAAGACGUGCUGAGCGAACGUCUUAUUGAGCUUCAAGUGAACCAAAGUAUUCUCAUUAAUGAAACAUACAAUGUUGACGAAUCUGUUCAAUGGAUUGCUUCAAUAACGGGCGAUUUGGCAAUACGUCGAUACAAGCCGAAGCCGAAAGGAAAAAUGUUUUGUUUGGAUAGUGGCCAAGUCAAGUCUGCUGCAAACAUAGAUGAUUCACUAAGUUACAUGCUCCGUGAAAUUUCGCGUAUCACACCUGCGGCCGCCGAUGCAAUUUGUUCCAAAUUCCCUACCUUGUUUUGCUUAAUACAGCACCUUCGUGAACAUGGCCCAGAUGCUCUUGCUGAAGUUCGAAUUAAUACAAACCUGGUUUCCCGUAAAAUAGGAAAAGCUCUUUCUAAACGUGUUCACACGGUUUUCCUUGGCCGUGACGAAAAUCAAGACAUUCCAUGACUUCUUUUAAUAUCUCCAGCAUAUCAAAAUAAUUGCUUCUUACAAUCUCCCCGUUCUGUACACCUAACCUCGUUCUAUUUUCCUUCAUUCGGUACACGGCCGUGUAAAAUUACAAUUUUAAAUCAGUUCUAUAUUUUCAUUA
Messenger RNA from Schizosaccharomyces japonicus yFS275, 2770 nucleotides. Its product is annotated as Holliday junction resolvase subunit Eme1. Gene Ontology annotation, cellular component: nucleus; Holliday junction resolvase complex. Bases 553 to 2628 code for a protein of 691 amino acids. Lineage: Eukaryota; Fungi; Ascomycota; Schizosaccharomycetes; Schizosaccharomycetales; Schizosaccharomycetaceae. The transcript has a single exon. The record is from RefSeq and is a predicted model, not a curated record. Gene Ontology annotation, biological process: DNA repair. Gene Ontology annotation, molecular function: DNA binding.